AUGUCAUCAUGCUGCACAACGGGCCCGACACGGCGCCCAACGCCACUACUGGCGCCUCUGCUCCACCCACUGGCACCCCUACUGCCACUGGCACCCCUACUGCCUCUGGCACCCCUACUGCCACUGGCACCCCUACUGCCUCUGGCACCCACUACCUCUGGCACCCUACUGCAACUGGCACCGCUACUGCGCACGCUACUGCAACUGGCACCCUACUGCAACUGCACCCCUACUGCCACUGGCACCCUACUGCCUCUGGCACCCUACUGCAACUGGCACCCCUACGCCUCUGGCACCCCUACGGCAACUAGCACCCCUAGCACCCCUACUGCCUCUGGCACCCCUACUGCAACUGGCAACCCUAGCACCCCUACUGCCACUGGCACCCCUACUGCCACUGGCACCCCUACUGCCACUGGCACCCCUACUGCAACUGGCACCCCUACUGCAACUGGCACCCCUACUGCAACUGGCACCCCUACUACCACUGGCGCCCUUGCUCCACCCACUGGCGCCCCUGUUUCGCCCGAUGGCCGCCCCGCUGCUCUGAAAGCGCUGAAGAUGGACCCCGACGCCGAGGUCCCGGCGCCGGGCUCGGUGAAGAGCGCUCGGCGCCGCCAGAGACACAACCCGUCGAAGCAGUCGUGGCUGCUGCGGCUGUUUGAGUCGAAGCUGUUCGACGUCUCCAUGGCGAUCUCCUACCUGCACCGCUCCAAGGAGCCCGGCGUGCAGGCCUACAUCGGCAACCGGCUCUUCAGCUUCGGCCACGAGGAGGUCGACUUCUACCUGCCGCAGCUGCUCAACAUGUACAUCCACAUGGACGAGGACGUGGGGGACGCCAUCAAGCCCUAUGUGGUGCACCGCUGCAGACAGAGCAUCUCCUUCAGCCUGCAGUGCGCCUGGCUGCUGGGAGCGUACUCGUCCGACAUGCACAUCUCCACGCAGCGCCACUCUCGGGGCACCAAACUGAGGAAGCUCAUCCUAUCAGACGAGCUCAAACCUGCGGGGACGCGGGCUCGCCGAGACCCUCUGACGCUCACGCCGUUCUGCCCCGUGGCGUCCGCCGGAGAGCACGGCCUGUCGCCGUCCAAACGCACACAUCAGCGCUCCAAGUCGGACGCCACGGUCAGCAUCAGUCUGAGCAGCAACCUGAAGAGGACGGCCAGCAACCCCAAGGUGGAGAGCAGCCAGGACGAGGACAGCAGCUGCAGCUCAGACAGUCUGGAGUUUCAGACUCGUCCCCCGGUGCGUCUCGCCCCCAGAGUUCAUAAAGGUCCCUGCUGGGCAGCGGGGCGUCUUGCCAAAAGCUAA
Molecule: messenger RNA, 1311 nt
Organism: Perca fluviatilis (European perch)
Lineage: Eukaryota; Metazoa; Chordata; Actinopteri; Perciformes; Percidae
Product: phosphatidylinositol 4-kinase beta-like
Exons: 4
Coding region: 1-1311 (436 amino acids)
Biological process (GO): phosphatidylinositol phosphate biosynthetic process; phosphatidylinositol-mediated signaling
Cellular component (GO): membrane; cytoplasm
Molecular function (GO): 1-phosphatidylinositol 4-kinase activity
Source: RefSeq, a predicted model, not a curated record